AUGCUAGACCCUGUAGCGACAAUUUUGGCCAAUGACCUUUCUCGACUGUGUGUGCACCGUCAGGAGGACUACGACCUUCUUGUACACAUCUAUCGUCGUCGUAUAGCAGAGGAACUUUUACCAGAGCGCUCUGAUGUAUACUAUGCUUUGCUAUCUGAGGAGCUAUGCAAACGUGAACGUUGGCAUCGCCAGUGUGAAGAUGCAGUGGUUGACAAAGUGACUUCGUGGAACAAAGGCGUCAUUGAGAAUCAGAAGGCUCUAGAGCAGGCUUAUGCGGAAUUGGGCUCCUUUCAAUCAUUAUGGUGUGAGUGUAUACAGAAUACCUAUCAGUUAUGUAGAAGUGAUCUCGAAAGCAGUCCCUUUGCCCAACUAGAAUCCAGUAGAAUGCUUUACAAUAGCAGUAAAAAUUCUAUUGCCUCUAUUGUACACGAGAAGCUUUUCCAACGCGACAAGCCCGAUGAUUUUCCUUCCCCUAGCAUUAAGGAAAGGUUGAAUGCGUUGUACCCAACUUCUCCAAAGUGUUACCCUUCUCAUAGCGAUAGUAGUGAUGAAACAUCGAAUAAAACAGACAACUCUAUGCUGGAAGUUGAACGCAGGCUUUCAGAGAUAGGAACGAGGACGCGCGACCGCCUUUUUCGACGCCGUCGUGAGUUCCUGUGCUUCUUCGUGAUAUGGCUGCAUACAGUGCGGCAGAAGUGUACCAUAGAGGAGAUGCCCAUCCUCAAGCACCUCCCUGCUAUCGCGGUAGAGGAACUUCUACGAGACGAGCGCAGGCGUCUAGAGGAUAUGUUGGCAAGGGUAAAAAGCUUUCUCUAG
Phytomonas sp. Hart1 is the source of this 816-nucleotide messenger RNA. NCBI's taxonomy places the organism in Eukaryota, Euglenozoa, Kinetoplastea, Trypanosomatida, Trypanosomatidae. The record is from the annotation of a GenBank genome assembly.